CUCUCCGUCGCUCCUGAAGGCACACGCUUUACCCCCCUUGCUUGCCAAUGGCCCCCAAAAAGCCUGAACCCAAGAAGGAGGCACCCAAGCCGGCCCCAGCCCCCGCCCCGGAGCCCGAGGCACCGAAGGAGCCUGAAUUUGACCCCAAAAGCGUCACCAUUGAAUUCAACGCAGACCAGAUUGAAGAGUUCAAGGAGGCCUUCAUGCUGUUUGACAGGACACCCACUGCUGAGAUGAAAAUCUCCUACGCUCAGUGUGGGGAUGUCAUGCGGGCCCUGGGCCAGAACCCCACCAAUGCAGAGGUCAUGAAAGUUCUGGGGAAACCCAAACCUGAGGAGAUGAACACUAAGCUGAUGGACUUCGAGACCUUCCUGCCCAUGUUUCAGCACAUUUCCAAGUCCAAGGACCAGGGUACCACGGAGGACUUUGUGGAGGGGCUUCGCGUCUUUGACAAGGAGGGCAAUGGCACGGUCAUGGGGGCUGAGCUGCGCCACGUACUCGUCACAUUGGGUGAGAAGAUGUUGGAGAAGGAGGUGGAUCAGCUGCUGACGGGACAGGAAGAUGGCAACGGCUGCAUCAACUACGAGGCUUUUGUCAAACACAUCAUGUCCGGCUGAACAAACAGGAUCCUGGAUGGCCCUGAGUUUAUGGCUCCGAUUUGCCCUGUAACUCCUAAGUUUACAUCACCCCUUUAUCAAGGCCCAGCCGGAAGCAACAACAUCCACGUUCCUCUGUCCCUCUGUCCCGCGACACUCCGUAGCGCUCGACGUUCCAUCUGUGUUUCUCACAACUUCCUUCCUUCUUCCU
Messenger RNA from Megalops cyprinoides (Indo-Pacific tarpon), 807 nucleotides. It is a transcript of the gene myl4, whose product is annotated as myosin, light chain 4, alkali; atrial, embryonic. Lineage: Eukaryota; Metazoa; Chordata; Actinopteri; Elopiformes; Megalopidae. The record is from RefSeq and is a predicted model, not a curated record. Gene Ontology annotation, cellular component: myosin II complex. The coding region runs from base 48 to 617 and encodes 189 amino acids. Gene Ontology annotation, molecular function: calcium ion binding. The transcript is spliced from 7 exons.